AUCCGUGAAACGUACGUUUCAGGGUUAUUUGUUUUCUUCUUUUCCCUUUUAUUUUUUACAAAGCGAACGAGGUUAUUUAUACCCGUCGCUUUCGCUAUGAACGAUACAAUCAAGUGCUUGGCGCCUAUCUGAAGCACUUUACUGCUCGAAUUACGUUCUGUUUUCGUAUUGAAGUCGCUGAUUUCGUUAGAAAUUUUUCUGUGUGGUCACGCCAAUAGAUUUGCGUGCUGCACUUUCGUGGUCGUUUCAAUACGCGUUUAAUGCCUUUAAUUUCUCCGGUAGCAUAGGCUGUUUCACUCGCAAUUAUAUGCGAUAAAUUUUCGGCUACAAAAUUUUCUCACGUUCUAAUCGCAAACGAACAUCUCUGCUGGUUUACUAUAAUCAUGAUAAAUAAUUAAUGUCCGCAUUCGGACAUCCACAACCUAGAUAUUACAUUUUUUGAAUAGUACAAGGAAUAGACAGUCACGCACUCAAGAAAAACCCCCCUCCCCUUUUCACAACUCUUCCAGACCGUAUGCACAAAAUGAAAAAAACGGUGGUGUACAAGAGUGAUUAUGCAGACAGCUGUAUGCGAGAACGCCUGCAGUCUCGUACAAAAUCAGUGACACAAACUAUCCGUCACGCAAAUCAGGUCAGACGUUGACGGCGUCGAACGAAUUAACCAAUAAGGAAGGAGUGAAAAUCAGAUACCAGUUCCGCGUCAGGAUUAGCCAAUGAGAAGGCAGCUGUGAAAAGGGGGUGUGGGAGGAGUUUAUGUUUGAAUGACGCAGAGAGCGCGAACCGUCAGAGGUCAAGAGCAGAAGACAGCCAAAAGACGAACAAGCGUCAUGCAGGAUUACCGUCGACACGAAGACGUGAAAAAUAUGCCGACGACAUCUCCUCCGCCAACAUCAAGUCGUAUUCUAGUCGACGUUCCGUGUAAGGUGUGCAGGGAUCAUUCAAGCGGCAAGCAUUACGGGAUUUACGCCUGCGAUGGGUGCGCAGGAUUUUUUAAGCGUUCCAUUAGACGUAAUAGGCAGUACGUAUGCAAGAACAGAGCCGGAUCGCCCUGUCCAGUUGACAAGACCCACCGCAAUCAAUGUAGAGCAUGCCGGUUAAAGAAGUGCAUAGAGGCUGGAAUGAACAAAGACGCCGUUCAACACGAAAGGGGACCCCGCAAUUCAACCAUUCGUCGCCAGAUGGCACUCUAUUUAAAAGAAUCAAAUGAUAUGGCAACGACCGUCUUUCCAGCGGCAUUCCGCCAUCCUUAUCUCCAUCAUCCGGCUACAUUCCUCUCACCGCCUCCACCCUUGCCUCUGGCCUCAGUUCGACCGGAAGUUAGGACAUCGCCAGCUAUAGUGAUUGAAGAACGUAACUCAACUCCAACACCGACGUUGACAACGACGUCAAUUAAGUACGCUCAUGAGUUGCCACCCACACCACCCACAAGCGUCGAUUCCGCUGAAUCGGUGUGUGAAGCUGCCGCCAGAAUCCUCUUCAACAUCCUGAGUUGGAUGAAGAGUACACCAGCCUUUCUCCGUCUACCUGUAAGUGACCAAUUAAGCUUGUUAGAGGAAGGAUGGCGGGAAAUGUUUGUACUAGGAGCUGCUCAAUUUCAACUACCAAUCGAAGCUGCAUCUCUUUUAACUGCUGCUGGAAUAUCGCCAGAUAAAUCACCCAGCGAUGACUCUAUCGCGGCUAUUGCAGAGAUAAGAGUCCUUCAGGACACUAUCGCCAAAUUCCGCUCAAUGCAGGUUGACCGGAGCGAAUAUGCUUGCUUAAAAGGCAUCGUCAUCUUCAAAACAGCCGUUCAAAAUAACGACAUCAAAAGCGCUCAAGAUAUAGCCGCUAUCCAAGACCAAGCUCAAGUGACUCUUAGCACCUACAUCAACAAAGCCUAUCCGUCUCAACCCCUCAGAUUUGGACAAUUACUCCUACUCCUUCCCUCAUUAAAGUCGGUGAGCUCGGCAACUAUCGAACGACUCUUCUUCAAGAAGGCGAUUAGAGAUGUUCCAAUUGAUAAAUUAUUAGUAGAUAUGUACAAAUCGAACGACUAUAUUAAUGAAAUUCCACUUUCCUAGAGAAUUGGGCUGUUAUUUAUACAGUUUAAAAACAAAUACAAUAAACUUAUAUCUAUAAACUGUAUUCAUAAGAGCUUAAAGCUUUUUUAUAU
Messenger RNA from Dimorphilus gyrociliatus, 2152 nucleotides. NCBI's taxonomy places the organism in Eukaryota, Metazoa, Annelida, Polychaeta, Dinophilidae. The record is from the annotation of a GenBank genome assembly.